Messenger RNA from Pterocles gutturalis (yellow-throated sandgrouse), 1090 nucleotides. Its product is annotated as ADP/ATP translocase 1. The annotation marks the transcript as partial. Gene Ontology annotation, molecular function: ATP:ADP antiporter activity. The transcript is spliced from 3 exons. Gene Ontology annotation, biological process: mitochondrial ADP transmembrane transport; mitochondrial ATP transmembrane transport. The record is from RefSeq and is a predicted model, not a curated record. Gene Ontology annotation, cellular component: mitochondrial inner membrane. Lineage: Eukaryota; Metazoa; Chordata; Aves; Pterocliformes; Pteroclidae.
CCCAAGGAGCAAGGCAUCAUCUCCUUCUGGAGAGGCAACCUGGCCAACGUCAUCCGGUACUUCCCCACCCAGGCCCUCAACUUUGCCUUCAAGGACAAGUACAAGCAGAUCUUCCUGGGGGGCGUGGACAGGCACAAGCAGUUCUGGCGCUACUUCGCGGGGAACCUGGCAUCCGGGGGUGCUGCGGGAGCCACCUCCCUUUGCUUCGUCUACCCGCUGGAUUUCGCCAGGACCCGGCUGGCGGCUGAUGUGGGCAAAGGAGCCAGCGAGAGGGAGUUCACUGGGCUGGGCGACUGCAUUGUCAAGAUCUUCAAGUCUGAUGGCUUGAAGGGCCUGUACCAAGGAUUCAGUGUGUCUGUCCAGGGCAUCAUCAUCUACAGAGCAGCCUAUUUUGGGGUUUAUGACACGGCCAAGGGUAUGUUGCCUGAUCCAAAGAAUGUGCAUAUCGUAGUGAGCUGGAUGAUUGCCCAGACUGUCACUGCAGUAGCAGGGUUGGUUUCUUACCCUUUUGAUACUGUGCGACGUAGGAUGAUGAUGCAGUCUGGCCGAAAGGGAGCUGAUAUUAUGUACAAGGGCACAAUUGAUUGCUGGAAGAAGAUAGCUAAAGAUGAAGGAUCCAAAGCGUUCUUCAAAGGUGCCUGGUCGAAUGUGUUGAGAGGCAUGGGCGGAGCUUUUGUAUUAGUACUUUAUGAUGAAAUCAAGAAAUUUGUCUAAAAGUUAACAUCAUAAUGUAGUUCAAUUGUUCUCAAUCAACUUUUUUUAAAAAAUAUGCUACUGUGAUGUGAUGGACAACAACAUAUUUCCUAGGGAAACAGAAUAAAAUUUAUGAGUAACAUAUCUGGUUGAGAUGAGGAUGCAUUACUUUCAAAAUUGUCCACUAUGUCACAGUUACAUUUUGUAUGAAAAUUCAUCCCAACAUUUGUAUUGGAACCUAUGUAUAUAUUAUACCUCAAAUUUCAGGUAAUACAUUUUGUCUAGAGACAAGACUUGGGUGAUCUAUAGCUAGUUUAAAAUUUAAUAUUGUGAACUCUUAAAAGAAUGAGAUCUGCAGAAAUACCUAUUGUACUAAGUGAUGUCUCUGGCUAUCCAA